This is a messenger RNA of Arachis stenosperma, 2079 nucleotides long. Its product is annotated as serine/threonine-protein phosphatase 7 long form homolog. The coding region runs from base 1 to 2079 and encodes 692 amino acids. The record is from RefSeq and is a predicted model, not a curated record. Lineage: Eukaryota; Viridiplantae; Streptophyta; Magnoliopsida; Fabales; Fabaceae. The transcript has 4 exons. Gene Ontology annotation, biological process: meristem maintenance; meristem development.
AUGUGCUUCACCGGAAUAUGGGAAGGGAGGGUUCCUCUCAUGAAUGUGGUGUCAGGAUGGACGGCAAAUCGGACCGUGCGACAGACCAGAGUCAACACGGAGGGUCCGUUUUGUGUGUGUGUUAGAACACGUAGGGUCCGUUUUGUGUUCGACAAGGCGCUUGGUCCGAGUUGCUGCAUGUUGGACACGCGGCACUCAUUCGCUGCUCCCCAGACGAAAUUAAGAAUGUUGACCUGUGACCAUCCACUUCCCCCGGAUCGGUACAACGAUCGGGUGGAGGACCAUUUACGAGUUACUGGAUUCUAUCAUGCAUCUCAAAUUGGUGUAGUGCAAAAUCAGAAAGCACUCGUGAAUGCUCUAAUAGAACGGUGGCACCCUGAAACACAUACGUUUCACCUUCCAAUUGGUGAGUGUGCCGUAAGUCUUGAAGACGUGGCUCUAAUUCUUGGUCUCCCGACGGAUGGUCUUCCAGUUACUGGGAUGACAAUGAGCAGCUUCUCAGCGUUGGAGGCGGAAUGUUUGCAUCAAUUUGGAGUGGCACCGAGAAAGGUAGAGUGUAGAGGAUGUUGUAUAAGACUGACUUGGCUGCGGGACCUAAAAGAAAACAUUCAGUUGACUGAUGACUUAAGUAUACAGAGGUACGUGAAGUGCCAUAUUAUGUUGCUGAUCGGGACGAUCUUGUUUGGGGAUAAAUCUGGGGCAGGUGUGCACUGGAAGUUUCUACCCUUGCUUCGUGACUUUGCCAGUAUUGGACAAUAUAGUUGGGGUUCGGCUUGCCUUGCACACCUCUACAGGGGGCUAUGCAGGGCAUCUCGUUAUAAUUGUAAGGAAAUAGAUGGUCCAAUAACACUUUUGCUUGCUUGGGCUUGGCUCCGACUGCCAUAUCUGUCGCCGAUCCCGAGAGAGCCCCACAGCUUUCCAUUAGCCAACAGGUGGCGUAACUGGGAGCGUGGUGAUCGACGAUAUAGGUAUUUGAAUCUAGCUCACUUUAGGAAGGCCUUUGAUGAACUCCAGGAAGGCCAGUUUGUGUGGGUUGCGUAUGCUGUGGAUCGCGUGAACCCGAACAUAAUUCCUCCUGAGAUCUAUAUGCAAUCGGUUGUGUGGUCUGCUACUGUUCCGUUGGUGUCAUUUGAAUGUAUCGAGUGGCAUGCUACCGACAGGUACAGGCGACAGUUUGGUUUGGUUCAGGACGUACCUCAGCAGGAGCAGAGUCUUGACAAGGCGCAUGGAGAAGUACUGACUGGUCCUAAGAAUCUUAACUGGGCCACAACGCCGACUCAUUCAAAUUGGGUUAUGCAUUGGACAAACAGGUAUAACUACGUUCUUUCUGAGCUUCCCAUGCCUUCACAGCAUCCGUUGGAAACUUAUAUGUACUGGUACCGGUCAGAAUAUGGCAACCACUUGAACUUGUCGAAUCUUGUGGGUCAAGAAAGUGAUGACGAUAACCAGGAUAUGGAUGAGGGUAAUCAGGAUAUGGAUGAUGGUGGCGAGGGUAUGGAUGAGGAUAGUCAGGAUGGGGAUAAUGACAAUGAAGAGCUGGAGCCACAGUCGGUGCCGCCUCCUAGUUCCAAUCCAGUUCCACUAGAACAACCUCAGUUUUCAGGCCAGUAUGUUCCUCAGACACAGUUCUCCCCAUCCGUUCCAAUGCCGCAUCAAUAUUGGGGUAUGUCACAGUUUGAAGCAGGAGAAGGAGGUUCUUUUAGUCAGUUGCUUGAGUUCAUGCGUGCAGAUGCCACACAAACACAAUAUCCCAAUCAGCCUGAUAUCUUGGCAGGUAGGUAUUCAUUGGAUGCAAGGCUCCCGUGCCAUACCUCGUCGGUCGCUUCAGGAGGGUUCGUAUCUGUCGAUUCUAGUAGAAGUGUAGGUGGACGCGGAGUGCUUAAUAGUCAACAUGCUCAUCGUGUUGACAUGGGACCACUUCAAGAAGAUGAUAACCCACUCGAGCAAGACACCAAUGCGUAUCUAGUAGAUAACCCGGAUGAGGAGGAUGACGAUGAUGAUGAUGAAAUAGAGGAUUUCGAUGAGGAUGAGGAAUCCCGCAACGAUGGUAUUAUGCUCCGUUGUAAGCUGGCCAUGUAG